Molecule: messenger RNA, 2289 nt
Organism: Opisthocomus hoazin
Lineage: Eukaryota; Metazoa; Chordata; Aves; Opisthocomiformes; Opisthocomidae
Source: RefSeq, a predicted model, not a curated record
AUGAGGAUAGCAGACUUUGACAAUUAUCUGAAAAUCCGAAGGCUGUCCGACCUGGAAUUUCUCCGCAAGGUGUCAGAGCGCUGGGUGAGGGCAGGUUUCUUCCCCAAGGAGCAGCUCGAGGAUUACGCCAGUCAAAGGGAUAUGAGCAAGCAGGUUGUGAACAGUCCUGAAACCGUUGCUCCUGGACCCAGUGAAGGCGCGGGAGCUGUGAGAAUCAGCCCCGAAAAUGAGCCGCAGAAUGCCCCGUUGCAAGCCCCUGCCGCGAUGGCCAGGCUUCCCCAGCCUCUCUCCAACGACAAUAAACCCCUUCCCUCCGAAGAAGCUAAACCAAACGGCUUGGAGAGGACCAAAGUGGGGAUCUGCAAGCUGAGCAGCACCCCGGUGCAAGCCAACUCCACCCUCCGGAGGGAAUCCCUGGAAAGCUUUCCGUGCAAGCCCCCUCCCGGGGCGGGGGCCGCCGGGCAAGCUGCCAUCCCCCACUGCAAAAUUCCCGCUUUGCAAAGCACGGACGGGGAGGCGAAUCUAAACCUCGGGAAGAGCACUCUAGAGAGAAACAACGCCAAGGGCGCCUGGGUGACCUUGAGCCAGAGCACCGUGGUGCUGGGCACGGAUGGCAACACCGCUGUUCUUCCCGGCAGAGCUGAGGGGAUGAAGCCCAACCGUCAGCUCAUCAUCACCAUGGUGGAAGCGGAGGGAGGAGAGGACGGCUGUGGCAUCGCGAUGCUGAUCAUCUCGGUCCUGAUAGCCAUAUAUUACAAUAUUAUUCUGUGCUACACCCUCUUCUACCUGUUUGCGUCCUUCGUACCUGUGCUGCCUUGGGCUUCCUGCAACAACCCGUGGAACACGCCAGACUGCAAAGAUAAGAACAAACUUCUGUUAGAUUCCUGCAUUAUUAGUGACCACCCAAAAAUACAAAUCAAGAACUCUACUUUCUGUAUGAGUGCCUAUCCAAACUUGACUAUGGUUAACUUCACCAGUGAAGGAAACAAAACGUUUGUCAGUGGAAGUGAAGAAUACUUCAAGUACUUUGUAUUGAAGAUUUCAGCAGGGAUUGAAUAUCCUGGUGAGAUUAGAUGGCCUUUGGCACUCUCUCUUUUCCUAGCUUGGGUGAUUGUCUAUGCCUCCCUUGCUAAAGGCAUCAAGUCAUCAGGAAAAGUGGUCUACUUUACAGCUACAUUCCCCUACGUAGUUCUCAUCAUCCUUCUUAUAAGAGGAGUAACUCUACCUGGAGCUGGAGCUGGAAUCUGGUACUUCAUCACGCCAAAGUGGGAGAAGUUAAUUGAUGCUAUGGUUUGGAAGGAUGCUGCCACUCAGAUUUUCUUCUCCUUGUCUGCAGCAUGGGGAGGUCUAAUUACUCUCUCUUCUUACAAUAAAUUCCAUAAUAAUUGCUACAGGGACACGUUGAUAGUCACAUGUACCAACAGUGCCACAAGUAUAUUUGCAGGCUUUGUCAUCUUCUCAGUUAUUGGCUUCAUGGCAAAUGAACUCAAAGUGAAUAUUGAAGCUGUGGCAGACCAAGGUCCUGGAAUUGCUUUUGUGGUUUACCCAGAAGCUUUAACCAGGCUUCCCCUCUCCCCAUUCUGGGCUAUAAUAUUCUUUUUGAUGCUGCUGACACUUGGAUUGGACACUAUGUUUGCCACUAUCGAGACUAUAGUGACCUCUGUUUCGGAUGAGUUCCCCAAAUACUUACGUACGCACAAGGCACUGUUCACUCUUGGGUGCUGCAUCUCCUUUUUCAUCAUGGGAUUUCCUAUGAUCACUCAGGGUGGAAUGUAUAUGUUACAGCUUGUGGACACUUACGCGGCUUCUUAUUCUCUUGUCAUUAUUGCCAUCUUUGAGCUUGUUGGAGUUUCCUAUAUAUAUGGAUUGCAGAGAUUUUGUGAAGACAUAGAGAUGAUGAUUGGAUUCCAGCCAAGUAAAUUCUGGAGAGUCUGCUGGGCGUUUGUGACCCCAACUAUUUUAACAUUUAUUCUUUGCUUCAGUUUUUACCAAUGGGAACCGAUGACUUAUGGAGCUUACCACUAUCCAGGCUGGUCCAUGGUGCUUGGAUGGCUGAUGCUGGCCUGCUCAGUUAUCUGGAUCCCAGUUAUGUUUGUGAUAAAAAUGCAUCUAGCCCCAGGCAAAUUUAUCGAGCGACUCAAGUUGGUAUGCUCUCCACAGCCUGACUGGGGUCCGUUUUUGGCCAAGCACCGCGGUGAACGUUACAUGAAUAUGAUUGAUCCACUGGGAACCUCUUCCCUGGGACUUAAACUGCCAGUGAAGGAUAUAGAACUGGGGACCCAAUGCUAA